Messenger RNA from Papaver somniferum (opium poppy), 1050 nucleotides. RefSeq lists its product as uncharacterized. The record is from RefSeq and is a predicted model, not a curated record. Gene Ontology annotation, molecular function: protein dimerization activity. The coding region runs from base 1 to 1050 and encodes 349 amino acids. Lineage: Eukaryota; Viridiplantae; Streptophyta; Magnoliopsida; Ranunculales; Papaveraceae. The transcript has a single exon.
AUGGUGUUAUCGGAUGAAUGGAAAGAGCUUAAGAAGCCUGCAAUUGCAGAAGAACAUGCAAACAUCACCUCAAUUAUCAUGGAUGGGUAUUUUUGGAGUAAUGCGGAUAAAGUGUUGCGCAUAACAAAGCCGAUGUAUAUUAUGCUCAGAUUUUCGGAUUCCGACAAGGCCGUUAUAGGAGAAGCAUAUCAGCAAAUGGAUAUGAUGCUGGGCUGUUUACAAGACACACUUGCAGAUGAUAUAGAUAUUAAAAAUAUUAUUCAGCAAAUUGUGGUUCAAAGAUGGAGUAAAAUAAAAAUUCCAUUGCAUUGCUUAGCUUAUUUGCUUGUACCUAAGUAUUACACAAAUACAUGGCUAAUGAAACCAGCUCCGGGUGGCGUUAACAGGAAGAAGCCUAACUACGACAAAGAAGUUCAGGAUGGGUAUCUAGCUGCUAUCGAUAAGAUGUUUCCAAUAUCGGAAGAAGCUGCAGUUAUACGACAUCAAAUUAGUGAUUUUGUGAGUAAUGGAGGUUCUUUCGCGUGCCCACAAGCUAUAGCGGAUAGAGCAAGGAUGAGUGCAAAACAGUGGUGGGGUUUAUAUGGCGGAGGGGCACCGGAGCUUUGCAUCUUAGCUAUGAGAGUGUUGUCACAAAGUGUUAACUCUACUUGUGCAGAAAGAUGUUGGAGCAUAUAUAGCUACAUCCACAGUGUAAAGAGAAACAAAUUGGGAUCUGAUAGGGCUGAAAAACUUGUGUAUGUUCACUAUAACCAACGUCUUCUUGCAAGGCAAAGAGCCGAUUACGAGAUUCAAUAUAGAAACUGGGAUGUAAAUCCGGAAGAAAACAACAUUGAAGAAUCUAUUGAAAUAAUUGAAGCAAGGGAGCGACACACAAUAUCUGAUAAUGAAGUGGAUUACUUUACAACACAAACACCUGCUGUCCUCCAUCCUCCCCUACACCUCCACCUCCACCUCCACCACCACCUCCAAGUUCACAAGAACAUGAAACACUUGCACAAAUGCGAGUUCAGAGUGCUUGUAAGAAACACAAGAAGCAAAAGAGGUCAAUGA